UGGGAGGCGGGCGGGGCGGGUCCUCCGGGCCGCCAGGGGGCGCGGUGGCGCGGCGCUGAGGCGGUGUCAUGGCGGCGCGCUGAGGGAUGAUGGCGGCGCGCUGAGGGCUGCGGCGCGAUCAUGGCGCAGCCGCCGCCGUUCCCCGCCCGCCUCCCGCCGCCCUUCCGCGCCUUCCCGCCGCCUUUCCCCGGCCCCGCCGUCCGCCCGGCGCCCUUCGCGGUAGGACCAGCGGCACCCCCGCCUUUCUUCUUGCCGCCGCCGCCUGCGGCUGAGGGGGGACCGCGCUUCCCGCCGGGCGUCCCUUACAUAGCGGCGGCGCCGCCGCGGGCAGCGGCCGAGGAGGAGGCGGUGCAGCGGCAGCAGGAUGAGCUGUGGCUGUCGCAGUUCCUGGGCCGCCGCCGCGCCGCUCCCCCGCCGCCGCCGCCCGCCGCGGCGCUCUGCCGGGCCCUGCGGCGCAGCGAGAGCCAGCGCGACCAGCCGGGCUGGGCCCGGGCGCGGGACGAGGCGGAGGCGGCGCUGCGGGAGCUGCGCGAGGUGGUGAGGCCGCUGCGGGAGCCCGGGUACGGCGAGGCGCUGCGCAGGAAGGCCGAGAGGGCGAGGAAGAGGAGGCUGCGCCUGCAGCGGAGGAAGCACGAAGCCAGGGCGGCCAAGGAGGAGGAGGCGGCCCGGGCCGCCGAGCGGGAGGCCAAGAUCGACCAGUGGCGGGCUAAGUGCAUCCAGGAGGUGGAGGAAAAGAACCGGGAGCAAGAGCUGAAGGCUGCUGCUGACAGUGUCCUGUCCGAGGUCCGGAAGAAACAAGCAGAUACCAAGAGGAUGACAGACGUCCUGCGCGGGCUGGAAAAGCUUCGGAAACUGAGGAAAGAAGCUGCUGCCAGGAAAGGUGUUUGUCCACCUCCGUCAGCAGACGAAGCAUUUGAAAAUCAGGUGGAGAGUCUCAAAACCUUGCUCAAAACCCGCACAGAACUGUAUGAAGCUGAGGAAAGAGCAUUAAGGGUUAUGCUGGAGGGAGAACAGGAGGAGGAAAGGAAGAGGGAAAUGGAAAAGAAACAGAAGAAGGAAAGGGAAAAACUACUACAGCAGAAACUGGAAAUGGAUUCUAAGUUGUUUGGGGAUCCAGCUGAAUUCCCACUUGCCCAUCUACUGCAGCCUUUCAGAGACUACUACUUACAAGCUGAACAUUCUGUAGCAGCUCUAAUCCAGAUCAGGCACGAAUGGGAUCAGUACUUGGUGCCAGCUGACCACCCCGAAGGAAGCUGCAUCCCUCCAGGAUGGGUUCUGCCGAGCCUCCCCACCAAUGACACUUGGGCCACUGCUGUCAGAUAAUUUAGCAAUAAAUUAUUUCAGCCUUGGAGGAUUGCUUCAUUACAACUACGUGUAACUAUGAGAGGGUCCAAAGAGGAGGUCUCGUCCUCUCUUUCGGCAGCCAGGUACUGGAAAGCCUUUACUGCAAGGUCUUGAAAAACAGUUUAAGAAUUGUUUUUGCUGAUUGACUGUGGAGGGAAAUGGCUGAGCAAGCCCAGAGCUGCCAGGCCUCUCGUGGUGUGGAAUUACAAUCCAGUUCUUGUUAAAUCUCAAUCUUAACAAAGGAACAUUACUGAUGGUGGUAUUUGUGCCAGUAUUAUCACAUUUUUAGUGGCUUUUAUCUUUAUAAAGGAUGAUGAAAGCUUCAGAAAUGAGGACAUUAAAAAAAAAAGAGAUCAUUAGUAAACAUGUUUUUCUUCUUAAAUGAAGCAUGUCAAGCAUCACUGUCAAAAUAGUUCCUGUAUUUUUGGGUGUAGAGACAAACCUAUUACAAGUUUAAACAAAUUCUGAAGUACAAGUAAGACAGGGUUUUUCAAGGUUGAUUUAAGCAGCUGUUGACAUUUUACUUUUGUGGACUAAAGCUGAUAACAAAACAUGGAAAAAAUUCCCAGUUGUGGUGAAAUAGGUCAGACAACCAUGUGAAUAAAUACAAAUUUGAUGAAUAAGCCUGCUGGAAAAAACUCAAUAAAAUCUGUGGUCUAACCUACUGUAA
This is a messenger RNA of Passer montanus (Eurasian tree sparrow), 2014 nucleotides long. RefSeq names its product programmed cell death 7 (gene PDCD7). The record is from RefSeq and is a predicted model, not a curated record. Lineage: Eukaryota; Metazoa; Chordata; Aves; Passeriformes; Passeridae.